GCGUCGCGCGGAGACGCGCUCGGGGAUGGCGACCAAGAAGCUGGCGCGACAGCUUGGAUUAAUUAGGAGAAAGUCAAUUGCACCUGCAAAUGGAAGUCCCAGAGGAAGCAAAUCCACUGUUUGACUACUUAAUUGUCAUUGAUUUUGAGUCGACAUGCUGGAAUGAUGGGAAACGCCACCUUAGCCAGGAAAUAAUUGAGUUUCCAGCAGUAUUGCUGAACACAUCAACUGGAGAAAUUGAAUCUGAGUUCCAUGCUUAUGUUCAGCCUCAGGAACAUCCAAUUCUUUCUGAAUUUUGUAUGGAACUGACAGGAAUCAAACAGGCUCAAGUUAAUGAAGGGUUCCCUCUGAAGAUUUGCUUAUCUCAGUUCUGUAAAUGGAUUCACAAAAUUCAGCAACAGAAGAAAAUUAUAUUUGCUACUGAUGUUUCAGAUCUUUCUACUUCUGAAGUAAAAUUAUGUGCUUUUGUUACAUGGUCAGACUGGGACUUGGGGGUUUGCUUGGAGUAUGAGUGUAAAAGAAAGCAGCUGUUAAAGCCGGUGUUCUUAAAUUCUUGGAUUGAUCUCAGAGUGACUUACAAGAUUUUCUAUAAGAGAAAACCAAAAGGACUAAGUGGUGCCCUAAAGGAAGUAGGGAUAGAAUUCUCAGGACGAGAACAUUCUGGGUUGGAUGAUUCUCGCAAUACUGCCCUUCUUGCCUGGAAAAUGAUUAGGGAUGGUUGUGUAAUGAAAAUUACAAGGUGUUGGAACAAGGUACCCCCUAAAAAGAAUUCCAACAUUUUGGCCAGAAAUUUGACUACAAAUCAAGUUGAAGAAACAUCAGCCUGUAAAAGUAAUAUUUCGGACCCUAGCACAUAUGUUAGGGAGUCUAAAGACACAGUAAGUUCUCAUGAAAAAGUUCAAAUGAAGUCAGUUGAUGUGAAUUCUCCUAUAAAGGUACAGCAAGAUGAGUUACGACUAAAAAGCAAUAUAAAAACAAGUAUUCAUGAUGUCAACAAUAGUUUAUCUCUCUUAAAUACUAAGUCCUCUACUUCUCUCAGGCAGUUUCAGACUUCCAGCUUGAAUUCACCUAUACAUAUGCAGAAGCAAACAAAAAAUGAACAUCUGAUUUUAAAUAACAAAUCUAAGUCUUCAACAACAGGUUCAGAAUUGGUACUUGUUUCAACUACCAUUUCAUCUGUUAAUCAUGUUUCUGACAUGAAAAUGAGUUCUACCCUUGACUGUUUACCUCUGUUGGCUGACUGGGAGGAUGUAGCUUUACUGCCCGCAUCUCAGCCUGAGCAAAAUGUAGACUAUAUACCUCCCAUUAGUGACUCAAACUUAGGUCCUUCAUUUAAUUCUGGAGAAAGAACAAUGGGUUCAAAAGAAUCUAAAAUGUCAAAUCAUGGAAAUUUUGGAGGCACAGAAAAAAUUCAAAAAUCUGAGACCACUAAGUCUAUUGUAUUUAAGAGCCCUCAUACAACUAUCUAUAAUGUAAAAGAAGCCAAAGAUCAAGGUUCUGAUGAUUCUGACUUCAAAUUACCUGAGUGUAAAUCAAGCACUUUUAACGGUGUUCAUGCCACCAUGUCUCAUUCCUCAGUUUUGGGGAAACAUCCUCCUCUUUUCAGUGGCACUAAAAGAUACUCAUCCAGUUCCCUAGUUUUCCCACCAGCGAAAAAGCAGACCUUCACUGUUCAUGAAGAAAAACCUACAUCAUCUCACAGCUCCCACGGAAGCGGUUCUUCCCGGAAGGUUCUCCCUGCUGUCUUAACUUCUGCAGUUAACCUACAGGAGCCCUGGAGGAGCGGGAAGAUGACACCACCAUUAUGCAAGUGUGGCCGGAGAUCUAAGAGGCUUGUUGUUUCUAACAAUGGACCGAAUCAUGGAAAAGUUUUCUAUUGUUGCCCUAUUGGGAAACAUCAAGAAAACAAGAAGUGUUGUGGUUAUUUCAAAUGGGAACAUACGCUUAAAAAGGAAAAAGCCAGUAACUUAAUUUUGUCUCACUCUUCAGGGGGACUCACUGUUACUUCUCCAGAAGCAAGCUAUCUGUGUGACAGAAAUGUAAGCUUUCCUACAAAAAAUUCACUGAGACUCAGACCUUCAAUGAGGAAUUGACCAAGUUUAAUAUCUAAAUUUUGCUGUAAUGUGACUUUAAGUGUCAUAAAGACAAGUAUAAAGGCUACAAGUUCUGAGUUCUUAAGAGUAGAUUCUGUAGCCUGUGGUGGCGCUAUUUGAAAUGUAUGUGUGUGUGCGUGCUACAGACUGAAAAUAAACACAGGCUUCUAAUUCACUUACCAGUUAUCUAACAUGUGUCUUCAUGUAUGAAUCCUAGUUUUUCCUCAAAUUCCCAAAUACUGUGAGUAUUGUGACAGAUUUUUACUAUUUUUAUUUCAUGUUAGUAUUUGCUGAACUUAUCAACCCUUUAAGAAUCACAAAAGAGUAUCUUAUGUUU
Messenger RNA from Condylura cristata (star-nosed mole), 2430 nucleotides. RefSeq names its product ERI1 exoribonuclease family member 2 (gene ERI2). Gene Ontology annotation, biological process: exonucleolytic trimming to generate mature 3'-end of 5.8S rRNA from tricistronic rRNA transcript (SSU-rRNA, 5.8S rRNA, LSU-rRNA). The record is from RefSeq and is a predicted model, not a curated record. NCBI's taxonomy places the organism in Eukaryota, Metazoa, Chordata, Mammalia, Eulipotyphla, Talpidae. Gene Ontology annotation, molecular function: nucleic acid binding; zinc ion binding; 3'-5'-RNA exonuclease activity. The transcript is spliced from 9 exons. Bases 90 to 2093 code for a protein of 667 amino acids.